This is a messenger RNA of Penicillium chermesinum, 2274 nucleotides long. RefSeq names its product bifunctional anthranilate synthase/indole-3-glycerol-phosphate synthase. The coding region runs from base 1 to 2274 and encodes 757 amino acids. The record is from RefSeq and is a predicted model, not a curated record. NCBI's taxonomy places the organism in Eukaryota, Fungi, Ascomycota, Eurotiomycetes, Eurotiales, Aspergillaceae. Gene Ontology annotation, cellular component: cytosol. Gene Ontology annotation, biological process: L-tryptophan biosynthetic process. The transcript has a single exon. Gene Ontology annotation, molecular function: indole-3-glycerol-phosphate synthase activity; anthranilate synthase activity; phosphoribosylanthranilate isomerase activity.
AUGGCGGACUUCAUCGACCACUCCCCCCACCAUCCCACCAAAGCCUCCCGCUUGGAUAGCGCUUCGAAUGUCAUUCUGAUCGACAACUACGAUUCUUUUACUUGGAAUGUUUACCAAUACUUAGUUCUUGAAGGAGCCACCGUGACCGUCAUUCGAAACGACGAAGUGACUGUCGAGGAGCUUGUCGCGAAGAAACCAACCCAACUGGUCAUCAGCCCCGGUCCCGGUCAUCCGGAGACAGACGCUGGAAUCAGCAACGAUGCAAUUCAACAUUUCAAGGGCAAGAUACCAAUCUUUGGCGUAUGCAUGGGCCAGCAAUGCAUUAUUUCUUCACUUGGUGGGAAAGUUGACGUAACUGGUGAGAUCUUGCACGGAAAGACCUCGGUCUUAAAGCACGAUGGGAAGGGUGUCUAUGAGGGAUUGCCCACGACAUUUUCGAUCACUCGGUACCAUUCGCUGGCCGGAACCAACUCCACUGUGCCAAGCUGCUUGGAAGUUUCCUCGUGGGCUGAGCUCGAGAAUGGCAGUGGUACGGUGAUUAUGGGAGUCCGGCACAAAGAAUUUACCGUAGAGGGUGUACAGUUCCAUCCCGAGAGUAUUCUCACCGAGUAUGGCCGUGGCAUGUUCAGAAACUUUUUGAAGCUUACUGCCGGUACUUGGGAGGGUAACAAGCUGGGUGCCACCUCUGCUAAGCCAGCUGCUCUGGUGGAUAAGAAGGUAUCCAUUCUUGAGAAGAUCUACGCCCAUCGCCGCAACGCAGUGGCCGAACAGAAGAAGAUUCCGGCUCUCCGACCAGAAACCCUCCAGGCAUCUUAUGAUCUAAACAUAGCCCCUCCCCAGAUUUCCUUCCCUGCUCGUUUGAGACAAUCCGACUAUCCUCUAGCCCUGAUGGCGGAAAUUAAGCGAGCAUCUCCGUCGAAAGGUAUCAUAUCGGCUGAUGUCUGUGCCCCUGCUCAGGCUCGGGAGUACGCUAAAGCUGGCGCUAGUGUGAUUUCUGUGUUGACAGAGCCUGAGUGGUUCAAGGGUACAAUUGAUGAUCUUCGAGCUGUUCGCCAGAGCUUGGAAGGUCUCACCAAUCGCCCUGCUGUUUUGCGAAAGGAAUUUGUUUUCGAGGAAUAUCAAAUUUUGGAGGCUCGGCUAGCAGGUGCUGAUACCGUGCUGCUUAUUGUGAAGAUGCUUAGUGUGGAGCUCCUGACUCGUCUUUACAAAUAUUCUCGCAGCCUCGGAAUGGAGCCUUUGGUCGAGGUCAACACGCCAGAAGAAAUGAAGAUUGCCGUCGAUCUCGGAUCUGAAGUGAUCGGUGUCAACAACAGGGAUCUCACAAGCUUUGAGGUUGACCUUGGCACCACGAGCCGUCUCAUGGACCAAGUUCCAGAGAGCACUAUCGUGUGUGCGCUCAGUGGCAUUAUGGGCCCCCAGGACGUGGAAGCUUACAGGAAGGAAGGCGUCAAGGCAAUAUUGGUUGGAGAAGCCCUCAUGCGUGCACCAGAUACAUCUGCGUUCGUCGCACAUCUACUGGGAGGCUCUAAAUUUGGCUCUGGAUCAUCAUCAAGCUCCCCACUGGUGAAAAUCUGCGGCACGCGGUCUGCAGAGGCGGCUCAAAUUGCUAUUGAAGCUGGUGCUGACUUGAUUGGAAUCAUCCAAGUUCCCGGCCGGUCACGAACAGUGUCAGAUGAGGUUGCAAUUAGCAUAUCUAAGGUGGUCAAGUCCACACCCCGUCCUAAUACCCAGAUAAACGAGAUUCAAGAAACGCCGAAACCAACAUCUUCUGAAUGGUUUGAGCACUCUACGCAAGUUCUCCGCCACCCAUCUCGAGCAUUGUUGGUUGGUGUUUUCAUGAACCAGCCAUUAUCAUAUGUUCUUUCCCAGCAACAAAAGCUUUCUCUUGACGUUGUGCAACUGCACGGUUCCGAGCCAUUAGAGUGGGCAAGCCUUAUCCCAGUGCCUGUCAUUCGAAAAUUUGCACCCGGAGACAUCGGAAUCGCCCGUCGCGCUUACCAUACUCUUCCUUUACUGGACUCCGGGUCCGGUGGUUCUGGGCAGCUUCUUGAAGAGGAUUGGGUUCAGAAGGUCCUUGAAAGCGAUGAGGGCCUUCGGGUUAUUCUGGCUGGCGGUCUGAAUCCUGAAAAUGUUGUUGAUGUCGUGAAGAAGCUUGGAAACUCCAGCUCCAGGGUCGUUGGACUGGACGUAAGCUCUGGUGUGGAGACGGGUGGCACUCAAGAUCUAGACAAGAUUCGAUCAUUUGUGAAGGCCGCCAAGAGUGUUCGUCAGUAA